Molecule: messenger RNA, 519 nt
Organism: Hibiscus syriacus
Lineage: Eukaryota; Viridiplantae; Streptophyta; Magnoliopsida; Malvales; Malvaceae
Product: blue copper protein 1a-like
Exons: 2
Coding region: 1-483 (160 amino acids)
Cellular component (GO): plasma membrane
Molecular function (GO): electron transfer activity
Source: RefSeq, a predicted model, not a curated record
AUGGCCGUUCAUCGUUCAUUAGUUAUUUUUGCAAUCGUUGCUUUGAUGGCUCCGGCGAUCUCAUCGGCAACGGAAUAUGCAGUCGGCGGCGAUGAUGGUUGGAAACUAGGAGUUAAGUACGAAGAUUGGGCUAAGGACAAGCAGUUCUUUGUUGGAGACACUCUUGUUUUCAAGUACAAGGCUGGAUCUCACAAUGUUUACAAAGCGACCGGAGAUCAAUUCAAAAGCUGCACUGUUCCAUCAAACAAUAGCUUAGGCUCGUUCACCGGAAACGACACGAUUAAGUUGGCAACCGCCGGCACCAAAUGGUACAUUUGCGGCGUCAGUGGCCAUUGCGAUGGUGGGAUGAAGCUUAAGAUCACGGUGCUCGACGGUGCCCCAGCUCCGGCUCCCAGCGCAGCUUCAACAUUAUUUGCCAAAGCCACCGGUUUCCAUGUCUUGUUAGGGAUGAUUUUCGCCAUUGCUGCUGUGAUCAUGGUCUAGUGAAGCUUUUUCAUUCGUGGGGGGAAAAUAAUUUGA